Geodia barretti is the source of this 814-nucleotide messenger RNA. Lineage: Eukaryota; Metazoa; Porifera; Demospongiae; Tetractinellida; Geodiidae. The record is from the annotation of a GenBank genome assembly.
UAGUCACGACACGCGAAGGUUCACCUUUGAACUUCCAUCACCUCAACACGUCCUCGGACUGCCAGUUGGUAAUCACAUGUACCGAGUGCCCAUAGAUGGUAAGUUGGAUCUAAACCGUACACUCGGUCACCUCCGACGACGAACAGGAUACUUUAAAUUAAUCAUCAAAAGUCUCUUUGCUAAUGUCCACCCGAACAUUUGUCCAGAAGGUGGGCACAGGUACACAGUAUCUUGGUUUAGCACAUUCGCAUCAAGGUUGGUGAUACCAUCGACAUUACUGGUCCGGCCGGGAAAGUAAUCUAUUUGGGGCGUGGCUACAUCCGCGUCAAGUAUCCAGGGAAAGCGGAGCAGAUAAGAUUUGCGACUGAUAUCGGACUAAUCGCUGGAGGAACAGGCAUCACUCCAAUGCUCCAGAUCAUAAAGGCCAUCCUCAAGGAUCAGUCUGACACCACGCGAGUCUCCCUCCUCUUUGCCAACCAGUCGGAGAACGACAUCCUGGUGAGGGAGGAGCUGGAAGAGAUGGCAGAGAAACACGACCAGUUCUCUCUUUGGUACACUCUGGACAGACCUCCCGAGAAUUGGUCAUAUGGUUCAGGGUUUGUUAGUGGGGAAAUGAUUUCCGCCCACCUCCCUCUUCCUGGACCCACCUCUCAGAUCCUCAUGUGUGGACCUCCACCCAUGAUCAAGUUUGCCUGUCUCCCCAACCUAGAGAAACUGGGCUUUAGUGAAGACAUGUAUGUCCCCUUCUAAGACAAAGGGCUGUUUUCUGCAUAUAUUAUAAUGCUAUUUUCGGGUAUAAUUAUAUGUGCUGGCA